AUGUCUCGGCAAGAUCGCCCAGUCCAUCAGCCAAUCCAUCCAGAUGUCCGGCCGCUCUUAGAUCCGGAAUAUGUUGCCUUCCAUGAUAAGUAUUUUCAGUACUUGCUCCCGGAUGAUCGAAAGACUUGGGACGGAUCUGCCCGUGUGCCUUCCAAGACAUUACCACGCACGGAAUCUGUACCCGUGGACGUGGCCAAUGUUCGCGACAUCAGCUUGGAAAACUUCAAGCUCCGAGUAUUCACUCCAAGCGCGGGGAGGCCAGCACAGGGCUGGCCAGUCUUCCUCUGGUUCCAUGGCGGGGGCUGGGCGGUGGGAGACAUUGCCAGCGGGAAUGAUCUAUGCGCUCUGAUCUGCAAGCGCGCCGAAUGCGUCGUUGUCACUGUGGGCUAUCGUCUCGCGCCUGAGCAUCCCUUCCCGGCAGCAUUCGAUGACAGCGUUGAGGCACUCAAGUGGGUAGUUGGAAGAGAGGGCGCACUGGAGCUGGGCAUCAAUCCUUCUCAGGUCGGUGUUGGUGGGACCUCAGCAGGAGGGCAACUCGCGGCAUCGCUUUCGAUCAAGGCAGCAAUGCUUGAACCUCCCAUACCAAUCAAAUUCCAACUGCUUGUUGUUCCUGUCAUCGACAAUACGGCUACCGAAGCCACAGUUUGGGGCAAAAAUAAAAAUGCUCCAUGGCUGACUCCAGCAAGAAUGCUAUGGUAUCGUCAGAUGUAUCUUCCUAAUAAGGAGGAUGAGGAACAAUGGGAAGCCUCUCCCUGCAAGGCAUCACCUUCGCUUUUAGCUACGAGUCCGAACACGUGGAUUGCUGUCUCGGAGCAGGAUCUCUUAGCCCCGGAAGGUACCGCGUACGCUGACCAGUUGAGAGAUGCUUGGGAAAGCGAGGCUGUCGAGAAACAGGUAGUUGUGAAGUCGUACAAAGGCUCAACCCACUCAAUACUUGCUAUGUCUGGUAUCUUACAAAAAGGAAAAGAGCUCCUGGAGGAUACAGCAAACCAAGCGGCGAAUUGGUUCUCAGCGUAG
This is a messenger RNA of Clonostachys rhizophaga, 1017 nucleotides long. Lineage: Eukaryota; Fungi; Ascomycota; Sordariomycetes; Hypocreales; Bionectriaceae. The record is from the annotation of a GenBank genome assembly.